CAUAUUAACGUAUAUUUUAACAGAUGUUUUUUACUAUUUAUAUUUAUCCAUGCCAAUUAUAAGUAAUGAUGACCUAAAUUAUCCUAAACCUAAACCCUAUCUGAUUAGUUUCUUAGCUGGUAAUGUUAGUGGUAUUUGCACCCGUAUGGUUUGCCAACCAUUAGAUGUUAUAAAAAUACGUUUACAAUUACAAUUAGAACCACGAAAUAAUGGUAAAUAUAAAAAUAUGGCUCACGCUAUACGCCUUAUAUUUAAGGAAGAAGGAAUUUUUGCCUUUUGGAAAGGCCAUAUGCCUGCUCAAUAUUUAUCAAUGAUUUAUGGAGGUGUACAAUUUGCAACAUAUGAAUGUAUGAAUAAUUUUCUUAAAAAAUUGUACAAAUCAAAUAUGGAACAAUCAAAUACACCAAUUAUAUCAUUUCUCAGUGGUAGUAUAUCAGGAAUUAUUUCUACAUCUGCCACUUUUCCCUUCGAUUUAUUUAAAACCAGGUUAGUAUCUCAAUAUGAAACUCAAAAGGUAUAUCGUGGGAUUCUUCAUGGUGCAAACAUCAUAUAUCACAAGGAAGGUAUAAAGGGUUUUUACAAAGGUCUAACACCAUCAAUAAUACAAAUAGCCCCUUAUUCAGGCUUAUAUUUUAUGUUUUAUUCAACUCUUAAAAAUGAAUCAAGAAUCACUCACAAAUAUAAAAUUUUUGAAAAUCAUCAUACAAUUAUCAAUUUUAUAUAUGGAGCAUUUUCAGGGACUUUAGCAAAAAUUAUUGUGUACCCUUUAGAUACAAUUAAAAAACGUCUUCAAAUUCAAGGAUUCGAAGAAUCUAGGCACAAAUUUGGCAAGUUUGAAAAGUAUAGAAAUUUUAUCCAUUGCAUAUCUACUAUAAAGAAAAAUGAAGGCUUUAUGGGCUAUUAUAAAGGUUUGUCCCCAACACUAUUAAAAGCUGGUCUCAAUACAGGAUUAAUGUUUUAUUUUUAUGACUUAUUCUGUGAUAUCUUUCAACAUUCAUUCAAUUGAUACUUUUUUGUGCAAUAUAUUUGAUAAUUACUCCUG
This is a messenger RNA of Gordionus sp. m RMFG-2023, 1042 nucleotides long. RefSeq names its product mitochondrial thiamine pyrophosphate carrier-like. The record is from RefSeq and is a predicted model, not a curated record. Gene Ontology annotation, molecular function: thiamine transmembrane transporter activity. The transcript has 6 exons. The coding region runs from base 50 to 1006 and encodes 318 amino acids. Gene Ontology annotation, cellular component: mitochondrial inner membrane. Lineage: Eukaryota; Metazoa; Nematomorpha; Gordioida; Chordodea; Parachordodidae. Gene Ontology annotation, biological process: thiamine pyrophosphate transmembrane transport.